CCCCCCGCCGCCGCCCCGCGGCCGCUGCUGCCGCCCAAGUGCGAGCUUUUGCACGUAGCCAUCGUGUGUGCGGGCCAUAACUCCAGCCGCGACGUCAUCACGCUGGUGAAGUCCAUGCUCUUCUACAGGAGGCACCCGCUGCACCUGCACUUGGUGACUGACGCCGUGGCCCGGAGCAUCCUGGAGACGCUAAACCACUCGUGGAUGGUGCCCGCUCUGGGGGUCAGCUUCUACGAUGCCGAUGAGCUCAAGCCCCAGGUCUCCUGGAUCCCCAAUAAGCACUACUCGGGCCUCUAUGGGCUCAUGAAGCUGGUGUUGCCCAGCACCCUUCCUCCUGACCUGACCCGAGUCAUUGUCCUGGACACAGAUGUCACCUUCGCCUCUGACAUCGCGGAGCUCUGGGCACUCUUUGCUCGCUUUUCUGACAAGCAGGUGAUCGGGCUCGUGGAGAACCAGAGUGACUGGUACCUGGGCAACCUCUGGAAGAACCACAGGCCCUGGCCUGCCUUGGGCCGGGGAUUUAACACAGGUGUGAUCCUGCUGCGGCUGGACCGGCUUCGGCAGGCUGGCUGGGAGCAGAUGUGGACGCUGACAGCUAGGCGGGAGCUCCUCACCCUGCCCGCCACCUCGCUGGCCGACCAGGACAUCUUCAACGCCGUGAUCAGGGAGCUGCCCGGGCUGGUGCAGCCCCUGCCCUGCGUCUGGAACGUGCAGCUCUCGGACCACACCCUGGCUGAGCGCUGCUACUCUCAGGCGUCUGAGCUCAAGGUGAUCCACUGGAACUCGCCGAAGAAGCUGCGGGUGGAGACCAAGCACGCAGAAUUCUUCCGCAACUUCCAGCUGACCUUCCUGCAGUACGAUGGGACCCUGCUGCGGAGGGAGCUGUUCGGGUGUCCCAGCCACCCCCAGCCUGGGGCCGAGCAGUUGCAGAGGGCCCUGGCACAACUUGACGAGGAAGAUGGCUGCUUUGAGUUCCGGCGGCAGCGGCUCACCGUGCACCGUGUGCACAUCACCUUCUUACCGCACGAGCCGCCACCGCCCCGGCCUCACGAUGUCACCCUGGUGGCCCAGCUCUCCAUGGACCGGCUGCAGAUGCUGGAGGCCCUGUGCGGCCACUGGCCGGGCCCCAUGAGCCUGGCCUUGUACCUGACAGAUGCGGAGGCCCAGCAGUUCCUGCACUUCGUCGAGGCCUCGCCGGUGCUCUCCUCCCGGCGUGACGUGGCCUACCACGUGGUGUACCGCGAAGGUCCCCUCUACCCUGUCAACCAGCUCCGCAACGUGGCCCUGGCACAGACCCUCACGCCUUACGUCUUCCUCAGCGACAUCGACUUCCUGCCUGCCUACUCGCUCUAUGACUCCCUCAGGGCCUCCAUCGAGCAGCUGGAGCUGGGGGGGCGGAAGGCCGCGCUGGUGGUGCCGGCGUUCGAGACCCUGCACUACCGCUUCAGCUUCCCCAGCUCCAAGGAGGAGCUGCUGGCCCUGCUGGACGCCGGCUCCCUCCACACCUUCAGGUACCACGAGUGGCCCCGGGGGCACGCGCCCACAGACUACGCCCGCUGGCGGGGAGCUCGGACCCCGUACCGCGUGCAGUGGGCGGCAGACUACGAGCCCUACGUGGUGGUGCCGCGCGACUGUCCCCGCUACGACCCUCGCUUUGUGGGCUUUGGCUGGAACAAGGUGGCCCACAGAGUGGAGCUGGAUGCACAGGAGUACGAGUUCCUGGUGCUGCCGGACGCCUUCGCCAUCCACCUGCCCCACGCACCGAGCCUGGGCAUCUCGCGCUUCCGCGCCAACCCCGCCUACCGGGACUGCCUCCAGACUCUCAAGGACGAGUUCCUCCAGGACCUGUCCCGCCGCUAUGGGGCUGCCGCCCUCAAAUACCUCACUGCCCUGCAGCAGCCCCGAAGCCCCACCUGAGGCGCCCCAGGCCGGACCUGCAGGCCUGCCCUGACCCUCGCCUCGGCUCACACUCCCUGCAAAUGUCGGAUGAUCUCGCCAGCCCCAGCCCACCGCUAUUUAAAUUAUUUAAGGUCUCCGGGAAGGGCUGGGGAGCAUCUGUGGGGUGCCCCUGUGGGGUGCCCCAGGCCUCCGCUGGUGUCCCUCUGCUCCAGCCAGUGUGGGGCUGGUUCCCCCCAUCCUCCAUUGUACUUCCCUUUUUCAUAAUUAAAGUUUUUUUUUUCUUUUUUAAGAGAGGUUUUUGCUAUGGGGUAUGUGCAGUUGCCAGAGAGACAGAGAG
This is a messenger RNA of Tupaia belangeri chinensis (Chinese tree shrew), 2236 nucleotides long. RefSeq names its product LARGE xylosyl- and glucuronyltransferase 2 (gene LARGE2). Gene Ontology annotation, molecular function: glucuronosyltransferase activity; xylosyltransferase activity. Gene Ontology annotation, biological process: protein O-linked glycosylation via mannose. NCBI's taxonomy places the organism in Eukaryota, Metazoa, Chordata, Mammalia, Scandentia, Tupaiidae. Gene Ontology annotation, cellular component: Golgi apparatus. The record is from RefSeq and is a predicted model, not a curated record.